This is a messenger RNA of Sorex araneus (European shrew), 9154 nucleotides long. It is a transcript of the gene N4BP2, whose product is annotated as NEDD4 binding protein 2. NCBI's taxonomy places the organism in Eukaryota, Metazoa, Chordata, Mammalia, Eulipotyphla, Soricidae. The transcript is spliced from 18 exons. The record is from RefSeq and is a predicted model, not a curated record. Bases 412 to 5700 code for a protein of 1762 amino acids. Gene Ontology annotation, molecular function: ubiquitin binding.
GCUUUGACACAGUAAAUUUAAUUAAAAGGUGUGAGACUCUUGGUUUGCCAAACAAAUAAAAGAAAAACAAAAAACAUGGAGGAAUCGUGUGACAUUUGAACCAAGAUUUGGAAAAUGUGUAUUUGGAACAUAGCAGAGAGGAAGACCCUUGUAAGAACUUUAGCUUUUACUAUCAGUAACAGCGAGAACCACUUGAAGAUUUAGGACAGAUUCUGAUUCAUUCUGACAUUUAAAAUGACUUUGGAGGUCAUUGUGGCUGGUGUGUUGAAAAUUGACUAAGUCAAGGGUUGGAAGCAGGUCCUAUUUCCUCUGGAUUGUGCAAGAUAUUUAACCCUGUUUUAUUUGAGGUAUGACUUAAAUAUCAAGCAUCUUAAAUAAGAAAAGGGGAACCCUUUAGUUGUGGAAGUCAGAAUGCCAAGGAGAAGGAAAAAUGUUGGGGGAAAUCCUUUUCGGAAGACUGCAAACUCUCAGAGAGUUGUUGGAUCCAGUGUUGCUGGUCACGAGGAGCCAGCCACUGCUGUCCCCGCCGUAUGUGAGACAAACACUGAUCAGGAAGAACUCUUCGCCAGUAUCUCAGAGAUGUUUUCUGAUCUGGAUCCCGAUGUAGUGUAUUUGAUGCUUUCUGAAUGUGAUUUCAAAGUUGAAAAUGCCAUGGAUUGUCUGUUAGAAUUAUCUGCCACUGAUGCUAAGAUAAAAGCACCUUCAGAAAACCUCCUUGUUCCUGAGAGUGACGUAAGUGCACUGGAAUGUGAAAUAAUGGAGAAGUAUACUCCUGAAGAAGAUAGUGAAGAAUCAAAAAUGGAUUCAUUUUUGGACAUGCAGCUAACUGAAGACUUGGAUUCCUUAAUACAGAAUGCUUUUGAAAAAUUGAACUCUUCUGAUGACCCAUCUUACUCUUUUUUGCCUUUACAAGAUGCUAAUGGUUUUAGUGACCCGAAUACAUUUGUGAGUUCAGAUUCAAGUAGUAGUGUGGUUCCCAUUCUUUCUACACAAAAUAUGGAUUUGAAUAGUGAAGAUUCAGAGAAUUCUGCCUCUGUGUCUUGUUCAAACCUCUUAACUUUACAUUCGGUCUCAAAUGAGUGUGAAGGCUUUGUAAGUGAUAACAACUCACUGGCACUGGAAGAGACUUUUGUCACUCAUCCUGUAAGUGUGGGAAGCAAUACUGUGGUGGGGUGUAGCAGUCUCAGUCAGAGUCACAAAGAGUGUUCAGAAUCUGAGAGUGCUGAGGCUCAGUUCUCCCAAGACCCUGGACAUUUGGAUAUCCAUGAACCUCAGGCUUUAAAUCUUCCUGUGCAGAAUCCAGGAGUUGGUUUACAAGAUGCAGGUGGUGAUCAAAGUUCUACUUCUGCCUCUGAUGUGUUUGUACCUUCUGAAGAAUUCAGUUUCAAGCCUCACAAACAUGAUCUGGCGCCAAAGGGCAAGGAUGUGAAUUACUGUCCAAUAAUCACCCCUCUCCCUCUGCUGCUGCCACCGCCUCCCCCACCACCACUUUGGAAUCCAAUGAUUCCUGCUUUUGACCUCUUUCAAGGGAACCGUGGCUUUGUAGCUCCUGUUGUAACCACAGCUGCACACUGGAGACCUGUCAACUAUACAUUUCCAUCCCCCGUAAUUUCUCACACUUCCCCAACGAAGGUUUGGAGGAAUAAAGAGGGAACAAGUGCUUAUCAAGUACAAGAAACUCCGGUUCCUCAGGUUGUAAGGAAGAAGACAUCAUCUUAUGUUGGACUAGUUCUUGUACUUCUCAGAGGACUUCCGGGAUCAGGAAAAUCUGUUUUGGCAAGGACUUUGCAAGAAGAUAAUCCGAAUGGUGUGAUUCUUAGUACUGAUGAUUAUUUUUUUAUAAAUGGACAGUACCAAUUUGAUGUAAAGUACUUAGGAGAAGCACAUGAGUGGAACCAGAAUCGUGCAAAAGAAGCUUUUGAGAAGAAAGUGUCUCCUAUAAUAAUAGAUAAUACAAACCUACAGGCAUGGGAAAUGAAGCCAUAUGUUGCUUUGUCUCAAAAAUUUAAAUAUAAAGUGCUUUUUCGGGAACCAGACACAUGGUGGAAGUUCAAACCAAAGGAACUGGCAAGGCGUAAUAUUCAUGGGGUCAGCAAAGAAAAAAUAUCAAGAAUGUUGGAGCACUAUCAGCGUUUUGUUUCAGUGCCAAUAAUAAUGAGUUCUUCAGUUCCAGAGAAAAUUGAACGUAUUGAGUUGUGUGCAUAUUCUUCUGAGGACAGAAAUGCUAGCCCAAGAGACCAAGAAGACACCACCUUUGAAAAAGAAGAAAAUGUUUUAUCGUCAUCUUUGAAGCACCUAGAGUUGAUUGAAGAGAGGAAACCCAAAGAAGCUGUAUUAUCUGAGAAUGUUACAUAUCUUCCUCACGCAGACUUAAAUAAAGAAACAAAAGAAAUGAGUGGUAUGAACCUUAGCAUUCAGAGUGCUUUGAUUCAGGAGGCCCCAGAUACGCCUUUUUCUGAUUCUGAAAACCAAGUUCAGGUAAGAGACAAAACUGAAAAAGAAGAGCAUGUGGAGAGAGCUUCUAAGAUAGAGUGUAGCAAACCGGAUUUUGUUGAGAGAGUGUCACCAACUAUUUGUUACAGUGAAAAUAAUCAAGAAAACCGUGACCUUUCAAAUAUUGUACCACUUCAAAUGGAAAAACCUUCUUCAGGUGAAAUAGCAGAAGAAAGAGUAACGGUAAAGAAAAAAGCCUUUGGAAAACAAAAAAGUAAACCAGCUGUAGAAAAGCUCCCGAGAAAUGAACUGUCAAAUUUUGUUGGUGACUGGCCAGUAGAUAAGACUAUUGGUCAGAGGGUAAAAAGAAACCGAAAAGCUGAAAAAGCUUCAUCUGUACAAAGUGACAAGAAGCAUAAUCACCCUCCAUCACACACGGUGUUAGAUAGUAGUCAGUCUGUGAAUUUGGAUCAUUACCAGCAACAAGGAUCUCUGCAAGAAGGUAUAGAAGAAGCCAAGUGUGAUGAUUCAGAAGCUUUCAGUAGUUGUAAGUUUGAUACUUACAAAAAUACCGAAAAUACCACAUUCAGUGCUGUGGGUGACUGGCCUUGCUCUGAGUCUUUAGGUCAGAGGGAGAACAGGUCAAGAAUGCCAAAGACAGGUUUAAAUGAACCUAACCUAGAAUUUAGAGCUAAUGACAGUGUGAAUGAAGUAUCUUUAUAUCCAGCACAUGAGGCCUAUUGGGGCACAAGUCCUGAAGAACUGAAAUCACUGGGUUGUUCCCCUCUUGGAAGUUCAGAAUUGCUUUCCAGUGAGAUGACCCACAGCAAUAAGACCUGUUUAAGUAAAACGAUUCACGGGCCGCAUUCACUGUCGCUUACUUUUCCUAGUAGUGUUCCAGCUACUUCCGGAGCGGUACGAGCACACAUUUCAGGUGAAUUUUCAGAAGGGACACCAAACGAGUUCCUUGGCCUAGAAGUAGGCGUGUCUUCUCAGACUGAGCCACAAGAUUUUGCUCUUCUUUGGAAAAUAGAAAAGAAUAAAAUUAGUGUUUCAGAUUCUGUAAGAGUAUUAACAGGAAGAUUAGAUGGAUUUAAACCAAAAGCUUUCAAUAUUAACACAAAAUUAGAUGUUCAAGAAACAAUUCCAUACAGGGUAAUGUAUGAUAAAAGCACGUAUGUUGAAGAGAGUGAGCUUACCAGUGCUGAUGAAUCUGAAAAUCUUAAUAUUCUUUGUAAACUAUUUGGUUCUUUUUCAUUAGAAGCCCUUAAAGACUUAUAUGAAAGAUGUAAUAAAGAUAUUAUAUGGGCCACAAGCCUUUUGUUGGAUUCUGAAACAAAAUUAUGUGAGGAUACAGAAUUUGAGAAUAAUAAAAAUUCCUAUGACGAAGAACAAAUUGGACCAUUUUCUCUGGGACUGAAUUUGAAGGAAAUUAUUAGCCAAAGAGGAUCCUUUGAGGAUUCUAAUUUUUCUGUGCCACACUAUAGUCAUGGAAUUGGUAUCGGUGACACUAAUAUGCAGUCCAUUUAUGAUUCAGAAAAAGCAAACUUAGAACAGACAGAAACAAGAAUCACAACCACUGACAAACCUGCAUUAGCAGCGAGUAUAUUUCCUGACGGCAAUGCAGAUCUAAAGAACACUAAGGAAGCCCCAGCUGAUAGUCAUGCUGAACUUUUGGGAUUAUAUAAUGCUAAGCAGUCAUUUCCAGGUAUUCUCAAAGCUACUGCUGACAAAGACAAAAGUGAAAUUGAGAAUCUAGAAGUCAGAGACAUUGGAGACAGUAGAUGUUCUUUGAAUUUGUCUAAUAACUUAAAUUCUAUAUUGAGCACAUCAAAUCUUGCACUAAAUGAAACAACUUAUUUCACCGACUCCUUUGAAAUGAGGAAAAAUGAAAAAGUUCCAAAGGAUCAUGGAAAAUUUACAAAUACAGAAGAAUUUAUGAGUGAAGUUGAACAGGAAAUGGAGAAACUUUUAAUGACAGGGAGUACUUUGUCAGCUGGUGGUGGUGGUGAAGAAGGUAAAACAGAGAUGUUGAAUGCCACGCCAGUGACUGCCAAAUCUCUGACCAUAGACUGUCUGGAAUUGGCCUUACCCCCCGAACUGGCUUUUCAACUCAGUGAAUUAUUUGGUCCUGUUGGUAUUGACUCAGGAUCUCUCACAGUUGAGGAUUGUGUGGUUCAUAUAGAUCUCAAUCUAGCUAAAGUGAUUCAUGAGAAAUGGAAAGAGUCUGUAAUGGAACGACAGCGACAGGAAGAGGUAUCCUUGGGCAAACUUACACGAGAUCCUUCCCUGGUUGAACAUUGUGGUUUUGAUAAUGCUGAACAAAAAACACCUCAGAAAACAGGCAAAAAAUUGCUAAAGACUUUAGCAACAUCUGAAAUGCUACCUAACUUAUUGGAUCAUUGGAACACUCAAACUAAAAAAGUUUCACUCAGAGAAAUAAUGUCAGAAGAAAUCGCCUUACAGGAAAAGCAUGGUUUGAAAAGGGAUCCACUUAUGUUUGAAAAAGAUUGUGCCACUAAACUAAAAGAGAAGCAGCUCUUUAAGAUAUUUCCAGCCAUUAAUCAAAAUUUUCUGGUGGACAUUUUCAAGGACCACAACUAUUCGUUAGAACACACAGUACAGUUUCUAAAUUGUGUUCUUGAAGGAGACCCUGUAAAAACAGUGGUAGCCCCAGAGUUUGUUCACCCAAAUGAGAGUGUCAUUUCUCAUACUGCACCGAAGUCAAAGGAGAAAAAGACAAAGAAAUCGAAGGAGACUGAAGAUGUGCCAGGGGAACCGUCUUUCCAGGACUUUGAGUACCCAGAGUACGAUGACUACAGGGCAGAGGCUUUCUUGCAUCAGCAGAAGAGGAUAGAAUGCUACAGCAAGGCAAAAGAAGCUUAUCGAAUGGGGAAAAAAAAUGUUGCUACGUUUUACGCUCAGCAGGGGAGUCUCCAUGAGCAGAAGAUGAGAGAAGCCAAUCACCUGGCCGCCGUGGAGAUCUUUGAGAAAGUCAAUGCCUCCCUGUUACCACAGAAUGUUUUAGACCUCCACGGAUUACAUGUGGAUGAAGCGAUUGAACACUUGACAGCAGUUUUACAGCAGAAAACUGAAGAAUUUAAGCAGAACGGUGGGAAGCCCUAUCUGUCUGUGAUUACGGGGAGAGGAAACCAUAGUCAGGGAGGAGUUGCUCGCAUCAAACCAGCUGUCAUUAAAUACCUCACAAGCCAUAGUUUCAGGUUCUCUGAAAUCAAACCAGGGUGCUUGAAAGUCAUGCUAAAGUAAAAUAAAUGUAUUUGAUUUAGAAGUGUAAAGGUUUGUAGGAUAAAAUUAGUUUUUGUAGUAAAUUCAGCUUUAUUGUAAACGUGUUGUAUUAGAAAUAAUGUCCGGUUAUAGAACAGAAAAGCAUUAUGAUGUUUUUCAGAGUUCAAGAGUUUAAUUUUUUACUGAAUCACAUGCCAAAUAUGUUGCCUGUUAUUAAAGAGAUUUUUAUUGAUUACAAAUGUUUAAGAAAAUGAUCAGCUGCCGUUUUAAAGCUUGAAUUACUCUGAUUCUCUUUCAGAGAAAAUUUUACCUUUGUAUUAAUUGUUGUUUGACAUUCAGCAAAGUUCUGAAGGUGUUUAUAAAAGGUAUUUAACUUGUCUAGAGACCUGGCUCAUGCCCUUCAGAGGCUUGUAUUGAAAACAGAAGAAAAGGUAGUAGUAAUGAAAGAAAGAUUUAAUGGUAACACUUGAAUGUUUCUUUUAUUUUGAAACCGAACACGUAAAAUCCUUUCAUUUUGCCAUAUCUUACAGAAAGAAAGGCUUGCUGUUGUACUUUCGUAUGCUUUCUAUUUGAUCUUGACCUUUUUAUUGUAUUUCUUCCUUUGGUGUGUCUGCAUAUUCUGGGAACAGAGUUGGGGUCUAAGAUUAUAUUGUAGUUUUAUCCUUCCAUAGGCUGAAAAGGCUUCAAAGAAAUAGAAUUGGUUAGAUAGCUACCAAGUGAUGCUAUCAUAUAAAGCGUGUAAUUUCUAAAUUGCAACAGGUUAGAAUUCUGUUAAAUAUAAAAACCAUUUUUGAAAUAAUUAUAAGGAGUCACCUUUGUAAAAGGAAUCUUUCACUAAUUGUAUUUUCUUGUUGAAGAAAAAAUAUUCUUAGUGUGUCAAUUAAAAUUUUUAAUGUAGGUUUAAUGCUAUAAGCUGUAAUUUCCAGUGUAAACAGUGAUCCAGUUUUGACUUUGAAAUGGAUAAUACUUUCAACAUACAUAAUUUCAGCAAACUGUUGUGUUAUUUUGAUAGGCCUAAGAAAUCACUUGAGUCAGGAUAUAUAGGGUUGAUUAUUACGGAAAGAAUUCUGAGUUAUAGAAUAAUUUUCCCAAAAGAUCAAACAUUUUAAUGAAAGAAAUUUCAAAAAGAUGUUUUAUGUAUACGAAAGCAUGCUUCAACAAAAGAGCUAUAUUAGUAAUUUGUAUUUGCACACAAAGAUGUUUAUUAUUUAAAAGUGGUUAGUUGCUGUGUUAAAUAUUCACAUUUUGUGAUUUUUUUGAAAAAAAAAAAGCCAAUAGUUUUGCAUUUGUUUUUGUGAUGUUUAUAUGAAUUACAGACAUUAAAAGUAAAGCAGUUCAUUUCUAGAAAUUAUCUAAAACUAUAAUUGAUGUAAUAAACUAAUUUUCUUGCAUAAAUUAAUAUGACUUAAGAGCUUUGAAUAAUAAUACUAAAAUCUGGAGUUACAGAGUAUAUGCCAGUGUGUACUCAUCUUCACUUUUUGUAUUCUCUUAUCCAGUUUAAAAGAACAUCAUCUGAGUACUUCAGCUAGACUUAUUUCAGUAUCAUUAUAACUAAGGUGGGAACAUUCAAAAAGAACAAGAGGUGAGGUAUUUUUAGGGAAGAAACCAAAGGAAAGAAGCUGUGUUCCAUAUUGUAUCAACUUAAAUUUAUGCCUUAGUUUGUUAGAUCUAGUGCUAUUUUUUCUUAAUUGUUAUUCAUAAAUAUAUAGGUGAAUUUUGAGCAUCACAUCCGUUUUUAUGAAGUUAUUUAAUUUGAAACUGCCUCCCCCACUGCUAUUUUGCUUAGUUUAAACAACACAAAAUUAUAAAAGAGAAUUUUAUAAUCUCUUCUGUUGUGACUACUUCUAGACCAUAUGUAUCAAAUAUUGUUUGGGAAUUACCAUUUUUUUUUCUCUUGUUCAUAUCUAAAUUCUCUGUCAAAAGUAAAGACUGUGUGAAUUAUCAAAGUUUUCAUGUGUUGGUAAUGAGAUAAUAUAUGCCUCAUUAGAAUUUCUCUUUGCAAAGGUAUUUAAUGUUUUAUAAGGACAACAUUUUUGAUGUGUGGAAAGUUUUAGUGAUGAUUACUUUCUCUCAGUAAUUUCUUACCAGUUUCUAUUGGGGGGAGAAAGAGCAUUAAUGUAACUAUAGGGCAAGUAGGGUCUGUCUGUCUGUCUGUCUGUCUCUUUCUUUUUCUCUCUCUCUCUCUUUUAAUUUUGAAUCACUGUGAGGUACAGUUACAAAGCUUUCAUGAGGGGGUUUCAGUCUACAGUGUUCCAACACCCAUCCCUCUACCAGUGUACGUUUCCCACCACCACUGUCCCCAAUUUCUCUCCCUGCCCCCAGGCCCCUCCUCUCUCCCCUUCCUCCUCGCCCCAUGGUAUCACUUCUUAACAGUAUUUUCAUCCAUUCUUUUAAUUUGUGGUAAGAAAUGAAAGGAUGUUGUCUUAACUUUACUGGUCGUUCAUAUAUCUUGACGAUUUUAAAGUUGAGUUCUCCCUCCAGUCCCCCAUUGUGUUAGUGUUUUCAUUUUAAUUUGCUCUUCGAUGGCCUUUAAAAUAAAGAAUAUAUUAUACAGUAGAAAUCCUGACUUAACAGGUGUUCGUCUAUUUUAACACGUUUUGAGAAGAAAAGUUAAAUGAUUCUGUUGGAUUGUUUCCAGUCAUUUUUCUUUUUCUUUCUAAAUUUAAGUGUGUUUUGUUUCUUUUCAGGGGGACGGGGGAUUACGUUUAGAAAAAGGACACUAUAAUAGUGAGGUUGGUUAUUUCUGCGCUGGGAAUUGGAAAACUUAGAAACUCAGGAAAUUGCUCUGACAAUGUUUUAACUGCUCUCAAUUUAAGAAAAGUGACAAUGUGUGUGUGUUGCGCAUAUAUAUAAAGCCCAUAAAAAAAGUGUGCUGUUUUUUCCAAGUGCUUUUUCUAAGUGCUUUUUCAUUGUGCAAUGAGGUGAAGUUUGAUAAUUUUUCUGUGUAGUGGUUAAAUAAUAGUUAUUUUUAUUUACGUGCUUAACAAAACAUUUAAAUUGUUUUUCACUUGAAAGUUUAUGUAGAAUGUAUGUUAAAUGGUGCUUUUUUAAAGUGUAAUUCAUGUUUACAGUAUUAAUUCCUCUUUGCAGAAUUUAAUAGUAUAACAAGGCUAGAAAUACAUCUCCAUUCUAAAGUCUUUUGUAACUUCAUAUUAGAUGUUGACAGUUUUUGUUAUUUUCCUUGAAGUUGAGCAUUUGACUUUUAUAGUCCAAAUGAUGAACCUGUUAUUAACAAAUGAUUGAAUUACUGUGAUAUUUCUCAUUCAAGUAAAACAUUUCAUCUGUUGUUGGUGAAUAUAUUAUAACAUUUUCAGACAGUAUAUAGAAACAAAAUGCUUUUAUUUGUACUAUAAAGAAAUGUAAUUUUGCUGUUAACGCUGUACUUUUUUAUUGAAAAUGUUUUAUAACUUUGCUUUUAAAAUUUCUUAUGAAGCCAUUUGCAAAUUGCAUAAUUAAAUAAAAUACUUUAGCCACA